Molecule: messenger RNA, 1279 nt
Organism: Trichoderma asperellum CBS 433.97
Lineage: Eukaryota; Fungi; Ascomycota; Sordariomycetes; Hypocreales; Hypocreaceae
Molecular function (GO): metal ion binding
Source: RefSeq, a predicted model, not a curated record
GGCUUUUUGGAGCUUUAAAAUGACGAUGGCAGCGAAAUCUUUCUCUUAGGUUGUCUUUGUGAAUUCAAUCCAGAAGAGCUUCGAGUUGUCACUUCGGUAUGAGCAUUUCUCUUAGAGCGCAAAGCUAAGAAGAGAAGCCCGCCUCCAGUCUGCAUAAUUUCAUCAACAUUGGGCCCUUAUCACUGCUCUUUUCGCAACACCCGAACUCCCAGAGGUCAUGAUGCUAAAUGACGAUGACCUUGAGCAAGCGGCCAUCCAGUUGGCUCGGUUCCGCAUGGACACGACCUUGCCUAGCAUACUGGAUCAAUAUGCCGCCUUGCUUGAAAAUUAUAAGCGUCUGAAGAGCGACUAUGAAGAAGAACGUGAUGGUAGAGAAAGAUACAAACAAAUGUCUAAAGGCCAAGGCGGCAAUCCUUUUGUACUAGUCUUGGUUGAUGGCGAUGCUUACGUCUUCCACGAAACCUUGGUAGGCAACGGUGCUAAUGGCGGACGAACUGCAGCACAACUUCUCAACGAGUCUAUCAAGAGCAGUCUCAGGAAGAAAGACCUCGAGCACUGCGAGAUUAUGGUGCGAGUAUAUGCAGACGUUGCCGGCUUAUCAAAGAAUCUCUACAGAGCACGCUUGACAGGUCCCGAGAAGCGAUCUCUCGCCCCGUUUGUCGCCAGCUUCAACAGGUCAUAUGGGCUCUUCGACUUCGUCGACGUCGGAGAGUGGGAUGAGACAGCUGACUUGAAGCUGCGUGCUGCACUCAAUCUAUAUGCCCCAAGCCCACAGUGUAAACACAUCUAUUUUGCGGGCUGUCACGACGGCGGGUACAUAUCUGAUUUAGCGACAUUUUCUAGCAGCAGAGAACGGUUAACGCUGGUGACAGCGCCUGAUGUCAAAUUCCAAGAUGAUUACGACCGGUUAGAUAUGGAAAUUGAAGAGUUUCCUGGAAUAUUCCAGCCAGUUCCAGCUCAUACUUCUUCAGGCCAUCAAUCGCCUCGCUCCAGGUCUGGGUCAGUGAAGGGCGCCUCCAGAGAUUGGAGAGUAAUGGCAACACCAAUAACAAUAAGGGAAUCCCAUAUUGGCCCUGCAACAAAGAAGCAGCAGAAAUGCAAAUUUUAUCGGAGCGGAACAUGCAAAUAUGGUGAUGAGUGCAGGAACUUGCAUGCGGAAUGAAAUAAACGUUCCUGCUGGGGAAUGGCACGCAAUCAGAUAAUGGAAAUGGCAUCUUCCAAGCUCAGUGUCCGAAUCAGCCAAGAAUAUUUGCUAUAUGAAUUAAACGGCAUAAACGUA